This is a messenger RNA of Protobothrops mucrosquamatus (brown spotted pit viper), 894 nucleotides long. It is a transcript of the gene HSD17B8, whose product is annotated as hydroxysteroid 17-beta dehydrogenase 8. Bases 1 to 756 code for a protein of 251 amino acids. NCBI's taxonomy places the organism in Eukaryota, Metazoa, Chordata, Lepidosauria, Squamata, Viperidae. Gene Ontology annotation, molecular function: oxidoreductase activity, acting on the CH-OH group of donors, NAD or NADP as acceptor. The record is from RefSeq and is a predicted model, not a curated record. The transcript is spliced from 9 exons.
AUGGCGGCGCAGCUCAGGCUCCGCGGGGUGCUGGCGCUGGUCACCGGGGCCGGCAGCGGCAUCGGGCGGGCGGUGAGCCUCCGCCUGGCCCGGGAAGGCGCCUCGGUGGCCGUGGCGGACGUGGACGAGGCCGGGGCGGGGGAGACGCUGCGGGCGCUGCCGGCGGGGGAGCACCGGGCGGCGCGGGUGGACGUGGGCUGCGCCCGGAGCGUGGAGGAGCUGCUGCGGGGGCUGCAGGCGCACUUCUCCCGGCCCCCGACGGUCUGCGUGAACUGCGCGGGGGUCACGCGCGACGAGUUCCUGCUGCGGCUGAGCGAGGCCGCCUUCGAGGCCGUCCUGAGGGUCAACCUCAAGGGCGCCUUCCUGGUGACGCAGGCCGUGGCCCGGGCGCUGGUGGAGAGCGGGGCCAGCGAGGGCUCCAUCAUCCACCUGGGCAGCGUGGUGGGGAAGGUGGGGAAUCUGGGCCAGGCGAACUACGCGGCUUCCAAGGCGGGGGUGGAGGCCCUGGCCAAGACCGCAGCCAAGGAGCUAGCCAGGUACGGCAUCCGUUGCAACACGGUUGUGCCGGGGUUCAUCCGGACCCCCAUGACGGACAAGGUCCCCCCCAAAGUCCUGGAUAAGUUCGCUGCCAUGGUGCCCAUGGGACGCCUGGGGGAGCCUGAAGAUGUUGCGGAUGUCUGCGCCUUCCUGGCUUCGGACGAGAGCCGGUACAUCACCGGGGCCAGCCUGGAAGUGACAGGGGGCCUCUUCAUCUGAGCCACUGCUGCCCCCUGCUGGAGGAAAGGCCCACGAAGACACUUACUUCCAGGAAGGACUUUCAGUAGAAACUGCACUCCAUGGACGGACGGACGGACGGACGAUGGACCUGGAACUUGGGCGAUGAUUGGGGGGGGA